Messenger RNA from Contarinia nasturtii (swede midge), 846 nucleotides. RefSeq names its product zinc finger and SCAN domain-containing protein 21-like. NCBI's taxonomy places the organism in Eukaryota, Metazoa, Arthropoda, Insecta, Diptera, Cecidomyiidae. The record is from RefSeq and is a predicted model, not a curated record. Gene Ontology annotation, molecular function: DNA-binding transcription factor activity; RNA polymerase II cis-regulatory region sequence-specific DNA binding. Bases 1 to 846 code for a protein of 281 amino acids. Gene Ontology annotation, biological process: regulation of transcription by RNA polymerase II. The transcript has a single exon.
AUGAUUGCUGCAGAGAGCACAACUUAUGAAUCGCCGAUAGUGGGCUCAAUUUAUACUACCAAUUAUGACACGAACAAUGCCCAACAAGACAUCAAUGACCUGGUCGAAGUAAUCGACUCAAACGAUGAAGAAGACCAAGCAGACAAUCCGGUUAAAAUGGAAUUAUUGGAAGCGCUCUCUUCCGUUCAGUACGAUGACCAUGACGUACCGCCACCUGAACUUAACGAUGUUGGUCAAACUGACGAGGAUGGAAGCUACACUGAUGACAUGCAAAACAUGAAUGGAACGAAAGUCGUUGAUGGUGCCAAUGGUGCCAAAAUCAUAGGAAGAUCAACGAAGACUGAAAGAAAACGGGAUGCGUCAGGUUCGAUUGCAAAAUCUUCACCGAAUGAAAAAUCGAUUUCUUCAAAGCAGUCGAAAGGGAAGAAACAAUACAAGUGCCAACAUUGUGAAUAUUUCAGCAACCACAAGGGGCAUUUCAAUCGUCAUAUGCGUACUCACACAGGCGAGAAACCAUAUAGAUGUGAUAUUUGCCAAAAAGGAUUCACCGAAGCAAAAGGCAUUAAGAGGCACAAAGUGACUCACACUAAUGAAAUCCCGUUCCAUUGUCGAGGUUGUUUCACUGGAUUUUCGCAGAAGACCGACCAAGAAGUCCAUGAAAAAGUAUGCAAAUCACGUCGAUAUGAAUGCCAUAUCUGCAAAAAGUAUGUCACUACCAACAAAAAUGAUUUCAAAAGACAUAUGCGAACGCACAACGGUGAAAAACCGUAUGGAUGCGAGAUUUGCAUGAAGCGUUUCACACAGAAAGGCAGUUUGAAGGCUCAUUUGGAAUACCAUCCACACUAG